AGGCCAAGAACAGAAGCAGAAGAAAACGCGGAAAACCGAAAAAGAAAACAACAAUUUCGGAAAGCUGGACAACUUUUUGCCACGCAUGAGAGCAGCACCAGAUCCUGAAGAUCCAAAAUGGGACCUAGAACAAGCGUAUCCUUUGCCGGCUGCGGCUUCCUGGGCAUUUACCAUGUAGGCGUGGCAGUCUGCCUGCGCCAGCACGCCCCCCAGCUGCUGUUGGAAAGGAUCGGUGGAGCAUCGGCCGGAGCUCUUACCGCCUGCUGCUUGCUGUGCGAGCUGCCGCUGGAGACGAUGGCCGGCGACUUUCUGCGCAUCGUCCAGGAGACACGCCGCCACUCCUUGGGCGCCUUCAGUCCGUGGUUCAAUCUGCCGGACUGCCUGCUGGAGGGGAUGCAGCGUCGGCUGCCGGAUGAUGCCCACGAGCGGGUCAGCGGACGGCUGCACAUCUCCCUCACCCGGGUCAGCGACCGCCGGAACGUGGUCAUGUCGGAGUUUUCCAGCCGCUACGAGCUGCUCCAGGCUCUCCUCUGCUCCUGCUUCAUACCCGGCCUCUCGGGACUGCUGCCUCCCAAGGUGCGAGGAGUACGCUACAUGGACGGCGCAUUCUCCGACAACCUGCCACUGCUGGACGAGCACACGGUCACAGUAAGUCCCUUCUGCGGGGAGAGCGACAUCUGCCCCCGAGACCGGAGUCCACACAUCCUCCAGAUCAACCUGAACUGGGCAAACACCUGUAUCCGGCUGUCCAGACGUAACCUGAGGCGUAUGGUGCGCAUUGUCCUUCCCGGUCGCACGGACUUUAUGGCGUCCUUCUGCCAGCAGGGCUACGACGAUGCCUUGUACUUUCUGCGCAAGAAUAAUCUUCUCAAAGACGACACUGGCUCUCAAGUGACGCAGGAGAGGGAGCUCAUGAACUGGAUGCGCCAGCAGGACGAGCCAGAGGAUGCGCUGCAGGAUAAUCAGGAGGUAUUGGAAGAUAAGAGGACUCUUGAAUACCCAGAAGAGCAGGAGCAAAAGGAUCUAAAGGAUGGAAAAUGUGUAGAAAAGGAGGAGUCACUUCAGAAGAACGGAGACAAGCAGAAAUACUCGGAGCUGGAACUGGAAAAGGAGAACCUGCACCAAGCGCUGGAGCCGGCGAGGCAGGACCGUCGCCUGGACGACGGCUACUCCCUCUCCCUGCUGACCAGACCUUGGUAUCUUCUUCGCCAGCUCGUGAUUGCCCCGCCACGGCUGGGCCGGAUCGUGCGAAGCCUUAGCCACCGCCUGACCCUCUACGAUCAGCCGCACUUUGAUCUCGCCAUGAUGCAGGCCCCCACCAGCCACGCCCCCGCCCUGCCGAGGCGGCCCCCCUUGACCGAUAGCGAUAGCUCCUCCGGCGAUAAGGGCCGAGUCAAGGCCAGCCGCUGGAAAUCGGGAAGUGGGGAACUGGACUAACCGUCAGUUAGCAUUAUGUAUGUUUGUUUAUCGGAAUCUCGUUAGCGCCUAGGCCUUAAUGUUUAGAGACUAUAUUUUAUUUUAGAACUGUUUAAUUAAGUAAUAUUCGUCGUGCGUCGUUCUACAAUAAGUUAGGGUAGGUAGACAUUGUAAACUUCAAUUGCUGUGACACUAAUAAAAAUUACUGUGAGAGAUA
Drosophila bipectinata is the source of this 1633-nucleotide messenger RNA. RefSeq names its product doppelganger von brummer (gene dob). Gene Ontology annotation, biological process: triglyceride catabolic process; lipid homeostasis. The record is from RefSeq and is a predicted model, not a curated record. NCBI's taxonomy places the organism in Eukaryota, Metazoa, Arthropoda, Insecta, Diptera, Drosophilidae. Gene Ontology annotation, molecular function: triacylglycerol lipase activity. Gene Ontology annotation, cellular component: lipid droplet; membrane; cytoplasm.